Ziziphus jujuba (common jujube) is the source of this 2238-nucleotide messenger RNA. Its product is annotated as putative disease resistance RPP13-like protein 1. Lineage: Eukaryota; Viridiplantae; Streptophyta; Magnoliopsida; Rosales; Rhamnaceae. The transcript is spliced from 2 exons. The annotation marks the transcript as partial. The record is from RefSeq and is a predicted model, not a curated record.
AAUACUGAUAUUAAAGAAUUACCCGAUACGAUUUGCACUCUAUACAAUUUGCAGACUCUCCUGUUAGAAUAUUGCACACAUCUUUAUCGGUUGUCUAGUUCAAUCGGCAAUUUGAAGCACCUAAGAUACUUGAAGUUGUCAGCGUGCCGUAACAUCAAAGAGAUACCUGAUGGAUUGUGUAAUUUGAACAAUCUGCAUUAUCUGGGAUUGAGGAAUUGCAAUUCUCUUUCUCGUUUACCAACCGAUAUGUCAAGAAUGAUCAACCUGCGUUAUCUGUACUUUUUCAAUAUUGGGGUGAGAGAGAUGCCACCACAAAUGUGCAAAUUGAAACAUUUGCAACAUUUAUCCCCUGCCUUUCUUGUAGACAAAAAUGGUGGGUGUAAUAUUAGAGAGUUGGGUAAUCUUCAAGAUCUGCGUGGUUUUUUUGGGAUAAAAAAUCUUGAAAGUAUAGUGAAUGUUGGAGAUGUUAGGGAGGCCAAAUUGAAAGAUAAAAAGCGUAUUACAGUGGUGGAAUUAGAGUGGUGUGGUGAAACGGAUGAUUCAGAGAAAGCACGAGAGGUACUUGAGGCGCUUCAACCUAACACAAAUGUCCAAAACCUAAAAAUUUUGAAUUACAAGGGUACAAGCUUUCCGAGUUGGAUAGGGCAUCAUUCAUUCAGUCAAAUAGUAUAUCUGUCUCUAUCUGGAUGUAGUAAUUGUUAUUUGCUGCCGCCACUUGGACAGCUACCUUCCCUGAAAGAUCUUGAACUUCGGGGAUUUGAAAUGGUGGAGAGAAUAGGUGAUGAAUUUUGUUAUUCCUGCAGCAGCGGUAGUAUUGGUUCUUCUUCCAUGACUAAUGCACCAGUACUAGUACCAUUCAAGUCCUUGGAAUCUUUACGCCUCAAGGAUUUCAGUGAAUUAAGAGAAUGGAAGGAGUGGUCAUUAAUGAUGGGAGGUGAUGUUGGAGGAGGAGAAGGUACUAGAGCUUUCCCAUUACUCAAAACGCUUAAAUUAUCAGGUUGUCCGAAGAUAAAUGAGGACAGCUUUCCUUCUAGUUUUCCAUCCUCCACAACUCUUCUAAUCAGGGAGGGAUGCCAACAACUGGUGGCUUCGCUCCAAAGUCAUCAACCUCCACGGCUGGGUGAAUUGCUGCUACAUAAUGCAGACGUGGUGUCAUUUCCACCACAAGAUGGAUUGCCCUCCAAUAUCCAUACAAUUUUAAUUUUUGGAUGUGACAAACUGAAGUCACUUGCGAAACAGGGAUGGCCGUCAAAUUUGAAAUCGCUUCGUAUUGAAAGUUGCAAAAACCUGUUGGUGGACGUAGAUUCAUUUCCGGAGGAAGGGCAACUUCCCACAACUCUGACUCGUCUUAAGCUUGUAUAUGUUGAAAAGCUUAAAUCAUUAAAUGGAAAGGCUCUUCGAGACCUGGUCUGCCUUGAACGACUCAGCAUUAAACAUUGCCAUCAGCUGCUGCGCUUGCCAGAAGAAAGGCUACCCGAUUCUCUUUCUCGUUUGACCAUCACAAGCUCUAUUGGUCGGCUAGCCUACAGGUGCAAGAGAGAUACAGGGGAAGAUUGGCCAAAAAUUGCUCACAUCCCUCGCAUCAAAGUUGUUAAACUUCCUUGAUUCAAGAUUCGGAUGAAGAGUAGUUUUAAUGAACAUGUCCCUCUUUAGGUAAUUUACAUAUAUAUAUAUAUAUAUUAUUGUUGACAUUUUGCUUCAACUUUUUCUUUUACAAAAGUUUUACUUUUAGAUGAAUGUUAUGUCAUCUCUUCACUUAUUUUAAACAAUAAUGUUACGAUACCAAUUUGUCAAACAUUAAUAUAUUCGACACACAAUUUUCCAUAUAUCAUUGGUAUAAAUAUAAUUGAUACUUAUAGCAUUAUUGUUCUACAAGCACUUGUUACUCAUUUUGCAUUCUGAUUCCCAUAUGUGCCUAAUACACUUUGUGCAUGUUUGAACUGUAGCAUUAAAGCCCAAUCCAAUUUAGUUUUACAUUUCAAAUAAACCAUUUAAUCUUAAUUUUGAGUUAAAAUAUUUUCGAGGAUACAUAUGUGUAUGUUGCUUUCACCUUUUAUUGCUUGUUUGAUCGUCCGAUUACAAAAGUACCUUAUCAGGGUCGUUCUGAACUCAUUUGAUUAAAUUUCCAAGAAUUUGUCUCUGCUUCUCAUUCAAUUUACAUUGUUAGUAAUUAAGAUAAGUCAUCAAUUUACAUUUGCCAAUUGAAAAGAAUUUCAGUUUAAGAUGGGUUUUUACACA